Messenger RNA from Ceratotherium simum simum (southern white rhinoceros), 2541 nucleotides. It is a transcript of the gene JAKMIP1, whose product is annotated as janus kinase and microtubule interacting protein 1. Lineage: Eukaryota; Metazoa; Chordata; Mammalia; Perissodactyla; Rhinocerotidae. The record is from RefSeq and is a predicted model, not a curated record. Gene Ontology annotation, molecular function: kinase binding; microtubule binding; GABA receptor binding.
CGGUGCCGGCAGCCGCGGGAGCUGCAGCCGGGAGCGUGCGGCACGCGCCGGCCGGCUGCCCCGAGCACGGUCAGCGGCGCCGCUGCCUCUCGACCUCCGCCCCGCCGAGCCGCGCGCGCGACUGCCCCUCUUCAUUUGCUUCUUACGAUUUUUUUUUUGCACGCAUCCUUUUUCUGUUCCGUUUUGUCCUUUUUAAGGCGGGGGCGGCGGCAGCGUCAGCUCGGGGCGGGGAGGGGGCGGCCGGAGGAUGCGACGCGGGGCUGCGCUCGCUACGCCUGCUGCUGCUGCCCGGCUCGGGCCUGCGCGCCGAGCAGGAUCCCAAGUGAUGGUGGUUUACGCGGAGGACCAGCUGAGCCCAGCGCGACUGGUUAGCACGGCGGAGCUGGUAGCGGCCCCUGCUGGCUGGAAGGCGUGAACGCGGGUUCUCGGCGUCUCAACCCGAGAGGAAGCAUGUCUAAGAAAGGCCGGAGCAAGGGCGAGAAGCCCGAGAUGGAGACGGACGCGGUGCAAAUGGCCAAUGAGGAGCUGCGGGCCAAGUUGACCAGCAUUCAGAUUGAGUUCCAGCAGGAAAAGAGCAAGGUGGGCAAACUGCGCGAGCGGCUGCAGGAGGCCAAGCUGGAGCGCGAGCAGGAGCAGCGGCGGCACACGGCCUACAUCUCGGAGCUCAGGGCCAAGCUGCACGAGGAGAAGACCAAGGAGCUGCAGGCGCUGCGCGAGGUGCUCAUCCGGCAGCACGAGCAGGAGGCGGCGCGCACGGCCAAGAUCAAGGAGGGCGAGCUGCAGCGCCUGCAGGCCACGCUGACCGUGCUGCGCGAUGGCGCGGCCGACAAGGUCAAGACGGCGCUGCUGGCCGAGGCGCGCGAGGAGGCGCGCAGGGCCUUCGACGGCGAGCGCCUGCGGCUGCAGCAGGAGAUCCUGGAGCUCAAGGCGGCGCGCAAGCAGGCCGAGGAGGCGCUCAGCAACUGCAUGCAGGCCGACAAGACCAAGGCGGCCGACCUGCGCGCCGCCUACCAGGCGCACCAGGACGAGGUGCACCGCAUCAAGCGCGAGUGCGAGCGCGACAUCCGCAGGCUGAUGGAUGAGAUCAAAGGGAAAGAUCGUGUGAUUCUAGCCUUGGAGAAGGAACUUGGCGUGCAGACUGGUCAGACCCAGAAGCUGCUGCUUCAGAAAGAGGCUCUGGAUGAGCAGCUGGUCCAGGUCAAAGAGGCUGAGCGGUACCACAGCAGUCCAAAGAGGGAGCUCCCACCUGGGAUAGGGGACAUGGCGGAGCUCAUGGGUAUCCAGGAUCAGCAUAUGGACGAGCGAGAUGUGCGGCGAUUUCAACUAAAAAUUGCUGAACUGAAUUCGGUGAUACGGAAGCUGGAAGACAGAAAUACCCUCUUGGCAGAUGAGAGGAAUGAACUGCUCAAACGCUCCCGUGAGACGGAGGUCCAGCUAAAGCCCCUUGUGGAGAAGAACAAGCGAAUGAACAAGAAGAAUGAGGAUUUGCUGCAGAGCAUCCAGAGGAUGGAGGAGAAAAUCAAGAACCUCACGAGGGAGAACGUGGAAAUGAAGGAAAAGCUGUCGGCCCAGGCGUCUCUGAAGCGGCACACUUCCUUGAACGACCUCAGCCUGACGCGGGACGAGCAGGAGAUCGAGUUCCUGCGGCUGCAGGUGCUGGAGCAGCAGCAUGUCAUCGACGAUCUCUCGCUGGAGAGAGAACGGCUCUUGCGCUCCAAAAGACAACGCGGGAAAAGCCUGAAGCCACCCAAGAAGCAUGUUGUGGAGACAUUUUUUGGAUUUGACGAGGAGUCCGUGGACUCGGAAACAUUGUCAGAAACGUCCUGCAACACAGACAGGACGGACAGAGCCCCCGCCACGCCCGAAGAAGACUUGGACGACACCACAACCAGAGAAGAGGCCGACCUGCGGUUCUGCCAGCUGACCAGGGAGUACCAGGCACUGCAGCGAGCCUACGCCCUGCUGCAGGAGCAGGUCGGCGGGACGCUGGAUGCCGAGAGGGAGGCCCGGACUCGGGAACAGCUACAAGCUGAUCUGCUGAGGUGCCAGGCCAAAAUCGAAGAUUUGGAGAAGCUACUGGUUGAGAAGGGACAGGAUUCCAAGUGGGUCGAGGAGAAGCAGCUGCUCAUCAGAACAAACCAAGACUUGCUGGAAAAGAUUUACAGACUGGAAAUGGAAGAGAACCAGCUGAAGAACGACAUGCAAGACGCCAAGGAUCAGAACGAGCUGUUAGAAUUCCGAGUGCUAGAACUCGAAGUAAGAGACUCUAUCUGUUGUAAACUCUCAAACGGAGCAGACAUUCUCUUUGAGCCCAAACUGAAAUUCAUGUGACGCUCCCAGAUGUUUCCAAGCAUGUGUAAAGGGACGUGUGAUCGUAGUUUUCUUUUUUUUUUUUUUUAAUCUGUAUGUUCAGAGUAAUUUCACUGCCUUAAUAUGUUCUGGAGAGAAUGCUCACAGUCGUCUUUGGACAUGUACCAGAGCUAAUAUAUUUAUUGCCUACGGCUUGUUUUGCACUUAAUAAAAUAAUUUGUUUUUGCAAUA